AUGUCGAUCAUAGCAAGGACAGGUUUUAGGCCUAUUCGCCUUGUCUCAAGACAAUAUAGUGUUUCCGGGCAAAGUCGUCGACGUAAUGGCGGUACAGACCGAACUGGCGCCCAAUGGAAACUGGCAAAGAAUGUCGGGAAACGAAGUCCAGAGAAACCUGCAGGUAGACGAGGAGAGUCCGUGGGUAAAGGUAAGAAACCACGAGCAGACAAAUUUAGGUUUGGUGAGUUCGGUGGGCUCAAAAAGAAUCCAACGAGUGUUGCUAACCAAGAACAAUCGUCCGGCCUCAUCAAAAAGAUAACCGAUUGGGACAGUCUUAAGUUGCUCCCGGUAGUGAGAGACGCCGUCUCCAAGAUGAUUGCGAAGGAGUCGCUGGUGUUUUCUUGUAAAGAGGAGGGAGCAAAAGUAACUCCCACUCCGAUUCAAAUACUAGCUGUCAAAAAAUUGGCCAACAAACUAAUGGAUCCCAAACUGCAAGUGCAUGCUAUUGCUGCUGAUACGGGGACCGGCAAAACUAUGGCGUAUGUCACAUCACUGCUAGAUUAUCUGACGAGACUAAAAUUGGAGAACCCUGAACUCUGGGACUCUUUAAAGGACAAGGCAAGUAUACAGUCUGUGAUCUUAGUUCCCACUUAUGAACUCGUACAACAGGUUUAUAGCACGAUAAAACAGUCAGAAGAAUACCUUGGGGUACACACUUACAAAUGGGACAAUUCAACAGGCUACAACGACUUGCUCAUGCAUAUAAAGUCAAGGAUAGAUAUUCUUGUCACUACACCAAACAAACUACUCACUCUGUUCGAUAUUAGAAUGAUCUCAAGGCCAGAGAGAAUAUUAUCUCAAGUGAAAUUUGUGGUAUUAGAUGAAGCAGACACUUUGAUGGACCCCUCGUGGAUAGACAUGACGUAUAAGACAAUCAAGUGCUUCAAAAAUACCGAACAUUUGAUUCUCUGCUCUGCAACGCUACCAAACGAGUUCAACAACACGUUAAUGAAAUUGUUCCCUACUUGUGAAUUGAUCACGACGCCAAGGCUGCACAAGCUCGCGAAGAGACUGGACUUUAAGAUUAUAGACGCCAACUUGAAUCCAUUCAAGGGGUCCAAAGUCAAAGCUUUGGCGCAGAUCCUGUAUUCUAUAAGGCAAGACGACACAGAAAGCGGAUGGGAGAAACGGUGCAUCGUCUUUGUCAACGAGAAAAGUGAAGUCCCCAGAAUUGUGAAACGGUUGAAGACAGAGUAUGGGCACGAGUGUGUUGGUCUCUCGGGAUCCAAUACUAUCGAGGAGAGAUUAGAGCUGAUCAAACAGUUUGUCGAUAAACCGCACAAGUUGAAUACGGGCACUGUGCCCGAACCGACCGCUCCACAAUUGAUGAAGCAAGUCCCCGGAUCAAACAUCCGCAUCCCAGUACAGAUCAAGUCAGCAUCGUCCUCCAAGGCAUCUGGGGACAAAGUUUUAAAAGUGCUUGUAUGCACCGACCUCAUGGCGCGAGGAUUAAAUUUUCAAGGUGUCAGAAAUGUUGUACUGUUUGACGUCCCCCGGACAUCCAUCGAUCUCGUUCACCGGGUAGGCAGAACUGGUAGAAUGGGACAGCAGGGGAGGGUCUUCAUGAUCAUCGAUAAGAAAACCAAAUCGUGGGCCAAAGCUGUGCCAAAGAUUAUCAAAAAGAAUAUGUCACUGGCCUGA
Huiozyma naganishii CBS 8797 is the source of this 1683-nucleotide messenger RNA. It is a transcript of the gene MRH4, whose product is annotated as ATP-dependent RNA helicase. The record is from RefSeq and is a predicted model, not a curated record. Gene Ontology annotation, molecular function: ATP binding; nucleic acid binding. The transcript has a single exon. The coding region runs from base 1 to 1683 and encodes 560 amino acids. NCBI's taxonomy places the organism in Eukaryota, Fungi, Ascomycota, Saccharomycetes, Saccharomycetales, Saccharomycetaceae.